Molecule: messenger RNA, 6222 nt
Organism: Equus quagga
Lineage: Eukaryota; Metazoa; Chordata; Mammalia; Perissodactyla; Equidae
Gene: PRPSAP2
Product: phosphoribosyl pyrophosphate synthetase associated protein 2
Exons: 12
Coding region: 4586-5695 (369 amino acids)
Biological process (GO): 5-phosphoribose 1-diphosphate biosynthetic process; purine nucleotide biosynthetic process
Cellular component (GO): ribose phosphate diphosphokinase complex; cytoplasm
Molecular function (GO): magnesium ion binding; ribose phosphate diphosphokinase activity
Source: RefSeq, a predicted model, not a curated record
GGGGAGCCCCGGCGCGCUGGUCGCGGUCGCGGACGGUGGCGGGGGCUCCGGGAGACCCCGGGCCCGCCGCCCACCCCGCCCCUCCCCGCCCUCCCGGCGGAGGCGGCGGCUCCGGCUCGAGGCCUGCGGCGGGGCGGCUCGGAGAGAAGCGCUGCUCGCCUCGCUCGGGCCUGCUGGUCGCGCGCGUGUCGCUGGCCGCCGGGGACGGGCUCCAGGCCGCUCAGCGCUCGCCCGGCGGAGGGCACGGAGCACCGGGAUGCGGUUGUUCCAUCUCGUUCUGCUUUACAGUGUCUGCCCUCAGGAUGCGCCGUUGACGAUAAGCACUUUUCCCUUAGUUUAAUAUUGGCGCAGUUGGGGCGUUUAGCUUUUGUUAGGAAUAAGGAAAUGCGGAAUGGGGAUUUGGGCGUGAGCAAGUGUAAUUUCUAAUGUUUAAAAAAUUUAAAUGCACAAAUAAAAAUAAUUCACCCACAUUAUUAUUGAACCCCCCUAAAACAUACCCUUCUUCUCGUCCGUCUUCCUAGUCUGACCUGGUCUGUACCCUUAUUACCCAGUUUUGAUUAGAGUAGACGCAGUUGUCCUCUUAGUCACUUAACAUAAGCACUUUUACGUAGUCUCAGAUAUUUACCGUUUUUAUUAUAUUGAAUGUAUGUUUAGAGUUUUACUUAAUUACCCCGUUAUGAAACCUUUCCAUUUGUCCCCUGUUUUUUUCCUCUUAAAAAAAUCUUGCAGUGACCAUCAUUGAGCAGAUAGCUCUUUCUUUCCUUGGAAUAAAUUCCCGAAAGGGGAAAUAGUGCAUCAAAGUUAUGUGUUCUUUCUUUGGCACUCCAUAUGAAUUCUUUUCCAAACAAGGUGUGUUUACUAUAGAUGGUUUUCAAAAUCUGGAUAUUUGUCUGAUUCUGCUCACUGUGAUACGGAUUCAGCUAGGUAUCCGGACAUUUUGCGUGGUCUCGGGACAGGCUGUGCAGCCUGCUGGGGUAUAUAACUGUCUGUGCUACAAGUCAGAGUGAAACCGAGGUAACCGCCGCUUCGAGGCCAUGCAGCCUCGAGUAAGUUUCCUCUCCAGGCUUCACUUCCCCCGUGUCUAAAAUGGGUCUGCUUCUAGUACCUGCUUGAUUGAGUGGUUGUAAGAGUUCAGAGCACUCAGAAAAUGGUGUCAGCCAUAAAAAAAUACUCUGACAGAGGCAGGAGCAAAGUGCCUGGGAUCACAGAGGCGUGGAACAUUCCUUCAAUUUAGGUCUGCCCUUAAGUUCUCUUUGAUACUGGUAUUAAAAAGAAAGCAGAUUUUCUUUGAGUAAGGGAGGUCACUAAUAAAAAUAAUAAUUCUUUAUACAUUAUGAUGUCGUUUAGUUUGCAAACUACUUUCAAUUCCAUUUGUUAAGUGAUUGCAACUCAGUGAGGUCAGGCUUGGUUCACCCAACAGUUGUUACUUGACAAACAUCUGUUGCAGCCUCUAGGCCUCUACCGCUUGCCAGGUGCUGUCCUAGGCACUGGGUGUACAGCAGACAAUAUCAUAGUGAACAGAAUCUCUGCUGUCCUGGACCUUAGAUCCUGGUGGGGGAAGCUGUUUUUACCAAGGGUUAUCUCUGUUGUCGGGAGGGGAUAGGGCGAGUGACCUGCCCAAGGCCUGGUGGCUGGUCACGUGGAAGGCGAACCCAAGUCUUUGCGCUCCCACUCCGGCUGGCUGUGGAUGGGAGGUGUUUACACGGCAGACUUUCGAGGGAAAUUGGCAGACCAGACUGUGAGCCUUCCUCCUCUGAAAUGUGGAUGUGCAGUUUGAAUGACCACCAGCACAUCCGGGGCUAGUGGCCUUUCAGUGUGGUUUCCUCUGUGAGACUGAACAGAAUGUCAGCGCCCAUUCAUAGAGGAGCGUGAUUUGCUUUUUGAAAGGUGCUGAGGUUCUCUGUAAAGGGUGUGUUUUCACACGUUACAAAUAAUUCUCACGCAUUCUAGAGUACAUUUAGAAGAAUGUAAAAGCAGCUCUGCUUCCUGGGGAAAAAUGGGAGUGUUCUCUUUAUUGUCCAUUUCACACUAAAGGCAUACGCUAGUGAGCCUUCUGCCAGCCCCGUUAUGGCCGUCGUCAUGUUUUUGAGGAUAAUCUUUAAAAUGCUUCCUGAAGCGUGGUGAAGAGCACCACUUGGAUUUCCCAUAGGGAAAAGAAGAACUAGUCUAGCAACAGCCUUUGUGUUUGAACAGCUUGUGAAAUGAACCGUCACCACUGUGUGGACAACCGUUUCCUGAUGGACUCCCCCGCUGCGCCGUUUGGAGGGUGGUCUCAGAUUCGGUUUGGUUGUAGAAAACUGAUGGCUGAAGACUGGAGCUUCAGACCACAGUCGGUGAUGAAGGGCAUUUGGACCACGACAAUUAGGAAAGGCUCCAGGAAAUAUCCUGGAGCAGAGAAGACAGAGGCAAGAGAGCCGUCUUGAGAGAGGUUGAGGACGGUCCUGUGGAAGAGAAAUGUGGGGUUUCCCGUGAGUCUUCUAGGGAAGGGCAAGGCCCAGGGGCUGGAGGCUGCAGGGAGAGGAAUCCUAGAGUGUCCUGAGGAGGAGUUUGCAAUGCGUGGCGCUCAGGAUGUGGGCCUCAAGCUCGGGCUGCGCAGGCGUCGGGAGUGGCUCCUUGGCAGGAGUCCUGUAGAUGGGCCAAGUGAUGUUCAGGGUCUCCUCCUACUCCUCGGAUGCUUUCAUUCCCAGUGUUCCGAGUCUUCUCAAGGACUCCGUUGUACUUUAAGAAGCUUCUUAUUUGAAGGGUGGGGGAUGUAAAACGAUGGCUGCUCCGUGCCUGUUACUGUACUUGUUUGGUAGAUAAACAAAAUACUCAAGUCGAUUUGUACGUGGCUUCCAUUUACUAAGCAUAUCCCAGACGUGGGGCACUGUGUUAAGUACAGAAAUUAAUUUGAUGGGAGCCCUGUGAGGUCAGUAUUCACGGUUGGAUGGAUGAGGGAAGAGAGGCUGAGGGAGGUUAGUGGAUGCGAGGCCUCGCAGUGAGUCAAGGAGAAGUACGAGCCAAGGGGCAAGCGUGAGUUUGACUCCAAAGCCUGUGUUUAUAACUCAGGAGAAGGUUUUGUUUUUGUUGUUGAUUCCUUUUCCAAUCUGUGUUCUCUGUUCCUAAAUAAAGACGCAUAUUGGUUGAGAGAAGGUGUUAGAAGACACUUAAGAUCUCUUCCAACUCUGAGUGUUGAUUAAGUACGUUACUUCUUUCCUGCACACCAGCCACUCUGCCCCCUGCUGUGCUGUAAAGCAGAGGUCAGCAGACUUUGUGGAGAGGGCCAGAUAAUGUUUUAGGCUUUGCAGCCUGUACUCAACUCUGCCGUUGUAUUGUAGUCAAUCUGUAAACAGUGAGUGUGGCUGUGUUCCAGUGUAACUUUAUUUACAGAAAUAGCCUUUGGAAGGACCUGAAUUGGCCCGUGGGCUGUAGUUUGCAUGGCCCUCGCUCCAAAGCCGCUUUCCACGGUGGACUCUAGUGGUCCUCUUUGGUCUCCUUGGGCUUUGGCCAGUUCUGCCUCCGUUUCCAUUUGUACUUCACAGACCUUAGGUACAUUCCAUUGUAGCGCUCCACGUCUCCCAUUGUGGAACGCCCCUGAAGAGGCGCUCUGCGGGGAAAUGCACUCUCCUGGCCCGCUGGUGGGACCAGGAAUUGCACCACCCUAUGACCUAGUGGUUCCCUUCCUGCAGCUCCUGCAGAGACACGCACGUCUGCACAGGAGGCCUGUUUAGAAUGGUGACCUGCUAAAUGCGGCUUCUCUGCACAUGGAAUACUGGCAGCGGUUAAAAGGGACACGAUAGGUCUAUACUUUCUACCCUGCGUUGUCAAAAUAUAUCGUUUAACAGAAAGCAGAUUAUAGAUAGAUUUGUAUGAUGAUCUUUUUUUAUGUUACAAGUGUAUUUUUAUACAUGUUUUUUAUGGGGGUCACGUGUGAGUGUGUAUAGGCCUGAUGGUGUCCGUAUCAAACUAGUAAGAACUGCCCCUUCCAGGAAGGUGGGGAGGAAGAGCCUGGGAUCGGGGCUGGUGACUUUAGCCUAAACUAUCAUGUUUCAAUGUUUUACAAGGAGAAAGUAUGAAAGUGUGAAUUACUUGUGUAAUUAAAAUUUAAGAAUAACAGAAAAGAUCUGCUCGCCUUCAGCCCUUUCAUAACCUCCACCAGCCUUCCCAGAGCCAUCCCGAGUAAACAUACCACUGGGGAGAUGCCGUGGGCUUGCCGGGGAGCGCCUGUCUCCCGCAGCCCGCUAGGUUGUUGCUCCUGCAUUGGGUCCUGCACCUUCCGUGGUCGUAAGGACAGCCCAGAGAGUGGAGGGCAGAUGAGCACGCUGACGGCCUCGGAGAGAACCUCAGCCCUCAGCACUCAGGGGCCAGGCUCUUCUCUGUUUGUGCCCUGCUGCCUGUCAGUCGGGUGCUCCUUCACUUUCCUGUAAUGUUAUUAUCUGAUCAGCCUUUGUUCCAGUCGAGAAGAACGCAGAUGACAAGGAGGAAUUUUGUUGUCAGAGCAUAAAAGGAGUUUGUCCAUAAUUGACUUGAAGCAGCAAAGAGGAAAACACUGAGCUUUCAGCUCCGCCUUUCUUGCUCUGAGAAUUGGAAAACCAAGAAGGUUUUGAUGUUUUGUGUGGCGCCGCCUGAAUUAGAAACUAAGAUGAAUAUAACCAAAGGAGGUCUGGUGUUGUUUUCAGCAAAUUCUAAUUCAUCGUGUAUGGAGCUUUCCAAGAAGAUUGCUGAGCGGCUGGGGGUGGAGAUGGGCAAAGUGCAGGUUUACCAGGAACCUAACAGAGAAACAAGAGUACAAAUUCAAGAAUCCGUGAGGGGGAAAGAUGUUUUCAUCAUCCAAACUGUUUCAAAGGAUGUGAACACCACUGUCAUGGAGCUCCUGAUUAUGGUGUACGCAUGUAAGACCUCUUGUGCCAAAAGCAUCAUCGGCGUGAUCCCCUACUUUCCUUACAGCAAACAGUGUAAGAUGAGGAAAAGAGGCUCCAUCGUCUCUAAGCUGCUGGCUUCCAUGAUGUGCAAAGCUGGUCUAACUCAUCUUAUUACUAUGGAUUUACACCAGAAGGAGAUUCAGGGCUUCUUCAAUAUUCCUGUCGAUAAUUUAAGAGCAUCUCCCUUCUUAUUACAGUAUAUUCAAGAAGAGAUCCCGGAUUACAGGAAUGCGGUGAUUGUGGCCAAAUCCCCAGCCUCGGCCAAGAGGGCACAGUCGUUCGCUGAGCGCCUGCGGCUGGGAAUUGCGGUGAUUCACGGAGAGGCGCAGGACGCCGAGUCUGACUUGGUGGAUGGCCGGCAUUCCCCGCCCAUGGUCAGGAACGUGGCUGCCAUCCACCCCAGCCUGGAGAUCCCCAUGCUGAUUCCUAAAGAAAAGCCCCCAAUCACGGUUGUUGGCGAUGUGGGAGGAAGGAUCGCCAUCAUUGUGGAUGACAUUAUCGAUGAUGUUGACAGCUUUCUGGCUGCGGCAGAAACCCUGAAGGAAAGAGGUGCAUAUAAGAUCUUCGUGAUGGCGACUCAUGGCUUGUUGUCUUCAGAUGCUCCCCGACUGAUCGAAGAAUCUGCCAUAGACGAGGUGGUGGUUACCAAUACAAUUCCACAUGAAAUCCAGAAGCUGCAGUGCCCCAAAAUUAAAACCGUGGAUAUCAGCAUGAUCCUCUCGGAAGCCAUCCGUCGGAUUCACAACGGGGAGUCCAUGUCCUACCUCUUCAGGAACAUCGGCUUAGACGACUGAGCGGCUGCCCUUUCGGAAGACUCCCGAGGGCCAAACUGGAAAGGGAAGAAUGAGGAAUGAGUGCGGGGCGGGGUCCUGCCUGAGCGGGUCUGUUUACAGGGGCUGCGUGUGUUCUGUUCCUUUUUUCUUGUUAAUUCCUAUGGAGAUAGACCAACUUUUUCUGUCGGUUUGGGUGUUUAUGAGUUUUUUGGGCAAUUUUUAUAAAAGAAAAAUUAUAUUCUCCUCUUAAAAUAAGUUAAGACCUGGUUGUUUUUAGUUUAACUAUUUAAAAUGUAACUUAGAAUAAGAUUUUUAAGCUCACAAACAGCCUUUUUCCAAAGUUGCUGGAGCCCAAGUGCUUAAAAAAUUAAUAGAGUCCAACAGUCUAUAUGAAAGCUGCUGUGGAACAGCGAGAGUCUCCCGGGGGAUCCAGUCAGGGACGUUUAGAAAAGCUUUUCUAGACGAGCAUGUGGAGUACGUGACCAUUAUUUAUUUUCUGUAACAGAAGAAGGAAUAAAAACUUACUGUGCUGGUGUGCUUUUUCUGAA